ACGUUUGACGCCUGACCCGCGCUGUCCCCGCAGGCACGCACGUCAUGGAGGGCUCGGGCAGGAUGGUGGUGACGGCCGUGGGGGUGAACUCGCAGAGCGGCAUCAUCUUCACCCUGCUGGGCGCCGCGGGGGACGACGAGGACGACGGCAGGGACAGGAAAGGGAAGCCCCAGGAUGGCGCCGCGGACACCCCACAACCCAAAGGCAAGCGGCAGGACGGGGCGGUGGCCAUGGAGAUGCAGCCGCUGAAGAGCGCCGAGGGAGGGGACAGCGGCGACGGGCCGGGGACGCGCCCCCGAGGUGGCCCCAAGAAGGAGAAGUCCGUGCUCCAGGCCAAGCUGACCCAGCUGGCCGUGCAGAUCGGGAAGGCAGGCCUGGCCAUGUCGGCCAUCACCGUCAUCAUCCUCGUGCUCUACUUCGUCAUCGAGACCUUCGUGGUGCAGGGCCGGCCCUGGCUGGCCGAGUGCGCGCCGCUCUACGUCCAGUACUGGGUCAAGUUCUUCAUCAUCGGCGUCACCGUGCUGGUGGUGGCCGUGCCCGAGGGGCUCCCGCUGGCCGUCACCAUCUCGCUGGCCUACUCCGUCAAGGUGGGGGGCGUCUGUCCCUCCCUGUCC
Messenger RNA from Passer montanus (Eurasian tree sparrow), 614 nucleotides. Its product is annotated as plasma membrane calcium-transporting ATPase 3-like. Gene Ontology annotation, cellular component: intracellular membrane-bounded organelle. The annotation marks the transcript as partial. Gene Ontology annotation, molecular function: PDZ domain binding; P-type calcium transporter activity. The transcript is spliced from 4 exons. The record is from RefSeq and is a predicted model, not a curated record. Lineage: Eukaryota; Metazoa; Chordata; Aves; Passeriformes; Passeridae. Gene Ontology annotation, biological process: regulation of cytosolic calcium ion concentration.